CCUGCCUGCUCCAGGCCGAGCUGGUGAAUUACGAACGAGUCAAGGAGUACUGCCUCAAAGUGCUUCAGAAAGAAGGUGAGAACUUCAAGGCGCUCUAUCGAUCGGGAGUGGCGUUUUACCACCUGGGUGACUUCAACAAGGCCCUCUACUACCUGAAAGAGGCAAGAUCCCGCCAGCCAACAGGAUCUAAUAACUUAAGAUAUAUCCAGCUUACAGAGAUGAAGCUCAGCAGAUGUUCCCAGAGAGAGAAAGAAGCCUUGUGA
Molecule: messenger RNA, 263 nt
Organism: Pelecanus crispus (Dalmatian pelican)
Lineage: Eukaryota; Metazoa; Chordata; Aves; Pelecaniformes; Pelecanidae
Source: RefSeq, a predicted model, not a curated record